Messenger RNA from Vitrella brassicaformis, 2058 nucleotides. The record is from the annotation of a GenBank genome assembly. NCBI's taxonomy places the organism in Eukaryota, Vitrellaceae.
CAAAAAGGAAAUGACCGCGCUUCCGGACGAGGCAGUGAAUCGAGGGUGCAUUCUUGUUCAGGUGAAUGAAUGCAGGCACAUGAAUGAGAUCUGGGACAGAGAUCUGGGUGACGGUGGCUGCGAAUGGUGUAUGCAGGUGAGGCUGCAUGAGACCGACCUGUCGAGCCUACGCGUCCCUACACCAUAUUUCGUGAGUCAUGGGACGGGACGAUGGAGGGAACAGGACCACUUGCGUCCUGACGUGAUGUGAUUGUGUCUAUCAAAUCUGUAUGGCCGUUCGUUCAGAAGCUGGUGUCGCGCCUGUCGUACUUGCCGGUGCUGUAUGGUGACAUCUACGAUCACUACAAGAGCUACAUCCUCCCCGACUCCCUCUCACACAACGGCCGAAACCUCUGGCUCGAACACGACAACAUACCCUUACAGUGGUACGAGCUCCGGAUACCAACAACAUCCGGGAAGGGAAAGACAGAGGGGUGCAAAUGGGGCUCCUUGAUAGUCACACACGGCUUAUGUGUGCUGCGUGUGUGUGUGUGUGUGUGUGUGUGCGUGUGUCUUGUGUAGGCAUCUGCCGGUGGGUGUGUUGUUCGAUGCCUUGUUCGGUGGCCAUCCGCGUGUGCCGUGGCAGCUGACAGUGCACUUCAGCAGCGGUACACCCGAGCAGCACAUCGAACACCUACCCGAACAUAUCAGACGACACGUGCCCAAACCCAUCCCUAUGACCGGGGUGAGCCCACCAAAUCAGUCAGUCAGUCAGUACACCGACCAGCAGACACACGUUUCUCCUGUCGCUCCAAUUGCAGAGCAGUGCGGUCAACAGCUUCAAGAUACGCUUCCUAAAUACACUCAAACAGGUCGGUCGGUCAGUCAAUGAAUGGCUGGCCAGCGGGGCCACCCAGGGGAAAAGUGUCAAUCAACUUUGGGUAUCUGUGUAGAGUUUGUUCCUGCUUCACGGCACGUCGGUUCGGUUUGCCAGUCUGUCCAAGAGCGACCAAACAGACCUCAUGGACGCCGUUGUCGAAGGUGACUUAAACAUGCUCAUGGGGCCGCGCUGUGUGAGAAAUGUGACUGUGUGGAUGUGGUGUGGGUGUGACCGUCAGGUCGUGUGGAUGACUUUUGGUCAAUAGCGAGGCGGGUGGACCUCACAUGCUCAGCCAUCGCUGACAUCAAGUCAGACAUACACACAGACACGCACUCAAGCAGAGACGGGGGAAUCAGCCUUGCUGUGCAGUCAGGAAGGGCAGCGAUUGUCUGUGUGUGUGAGUGUGUGCGUGUGUGUGUGUGCGUUAGGAGUGUGUCAAUUCGGUUGCAUGUGUACGGCCCUCCCCAUCUGCAGCUGCUGCGUGCAUUCGAACCAGGUAGGUCUUGACAGACUGACUGACUGACUUACUGACAGGUGGUCGGUGUAUCCAUCUGCAUGCACUCUGUUUGUGUGUGUGGUUUGCGACUGGCUGCCUGUGUGCAGCAUCUAGCUCCCUGACCAGUGUGCGGUGUUUGCUGCGAAGCGUGCUGCCUCAAGAGGUGGCCGACAUGUGCGAAGACUCACAUGACGACACACUACCCCGCGCACAGGUACAUACACAUUCUACACACGUGCACAGCUGUAUACGGCGGCUGUGCCUGCCGGCCUGCGUGCGCCGUGCUCCCUCCAUUGAUUCGUGUGUGUGUGGGGUAUGUUGUGUCGUGUGGUUGAUGUCUGUAUGAAUUAGGUGUUGGUUCAUGGCGUGUGUGCGUCGCUGGAUUGCUCUGUGAGGUGGCUGGCGCUGUAUGGGCUCUACUGCGACCAGUGCCUACACAUCGUGGUGCGGCUGCCUGGCGCACUCACAUGAAUAUAUAACACCACACCCCCGUGCACCGGGUGGCUGGUUGUACUGACUGUACAGUCGGUGCGUUGCAUUUACCAGGCAGGAAUGACCGACCACUGGUGUGUACGCUGGUUGGUUGGUUGUCGUGAGGAAAUCUAUGUAUGUCUGAAUUCACUCAUACAUAGAGUCCAAUGCAUUCAAGGACACUCGAUCGAAUUGCCCGAGUCUUCUGCUCAUCUCUGUCAUCUAUCUCGUC